Molecule: messenger RNA, 834 nt
Organism: Nestor notabilis (Kea)
Lineage: Eukaryota; Metazoa; Chordata; Aves; Psittaciformes; Psittacidae
Gene: NTHL1
Product: nth endonuclease III-like 1 (E. coli)
Exons: 4
Biological process (GO): base-excision repair, AP site formation; base-excision repair; nucleotide-excision repair
Cellular component (GO): nucleus
Molecular function (GO): 4 iron, 4 sulfur cluster binding; DNA binding; oxidized pyrimidine nucleobase lesion DNA N-glycosylase activity
Source: RefSeq, a predicted model, not a curated record
GUCAUGCGCUACCAAGUUCUGCUGUCACUGAUGCUGUCCAGCCAGACCAAGGACCAGGUGACAUCGGCUGCUAUGCUGCGCCUCCGGCAGCGCGGCCUCACCGUCGACAGCGUUUUGCAGAUGGAUGAUGCCACACUCGGGCAGAUCAUUUAUCCCGUGGGAUUCUGGAGGAACAAGGUGAAGUACAUCAAGCAGACAACAGCCAUCCUGAAGCAGAAGUAUGGGGGAGACAUUCCGAGAACUGUGGAGGAGCUGGUGCAGCUGCCAGGAGUUGGGCCCAAAAUGGCUCACUUGGCCAUGAACAUUGCCUGGGACAGCGUGUCUGGGAUAGCUGUGGACACCCAUGUGCACAGGAUCACAAACAGGCUGCAGUGGGUGAAGAAGGAGACCAAAUACCCUGAGGAGACCCGGGUGGCGCUGGAGGACUGGCUGCCCAGGGAUCUCUGGAGGGAGAUAAACUGGCUCCUGGUGGGCUUUGGCCAGCAGACCUGCCUGCCUGUGAACCCGCGCUGCAGCGAGUGCCUCAAUCAAGACAUUUGCCCGGCUGCUAAGAGACACUGAGGGAUCAUCUGGUCUUUGUAGGACAACAAAGCUGCUUCUGCUCAGUGGUAGCCUAGAGCUGAGCCCUGGCAAAGCUGUGCUGUGCAUGGGGCUGCCUGUGUGACUGCAGGGAAACAGGAGCCUGCUGCAGCCAGCUCAGCAUCGCUGGGGAGCGAGCAGCCGCUGGCAAGGGCUGAGCUCUCGAGAGGAAGAAGGGUCUUUUCAGAGUGCAGCAGUCCUGCUGGGUCAGUGCUGAAGGCUCCAGCCCCUCUGCGAAUGCCUGGGCCUGCCCCA